AUGUUAUCAGACUUCCCUGUGUCUCCGGAGAACACACGAGUAGCACUGGUCACUUUCUCUUCAAAAACUCAUGUUGUGGCUCGGGUUGACCACAUUUCGGCACCUAAGUCCAACCAGCACAAGUGUUCCCUUUUCAACCAGGAGAUCCCAGCCAUCAACUACAGAGGAGGAGGCACCUUCACGAAGGGGGCUUUCCAAAGAGCAGCGCAAAUUUUACGUCAUUCCCGAGCUAAUGCGAGCAAGGCCAUAUUCUUAAUCACUGAUGGUUACUCCAAUGGUGGGGACCCUCGGCCUGUGGCUGCAGCGUUGAGAGAUCGGGACGUCGAGAUCUUCACUUUGGGCAUCUGGCAGGGAAACAUCAGAGAACUCCAUGACAUGGCGUCGAAUCCAAAAGACCAGCACUGUUAUUUAGUCCACAACUUUGAGGAGUUUGAGGCCCUGGCUCGUCAUGCAUUACAUGAAGACCUUGUUGACCUUUCCAUGGGGAGUUACAUCCAAGAAGACUUGUCCAGGUGUUCGUCUUUGUGUGAAGCAGGGAAAGACUGCUGUGAUGUGAUGGCCAGCUGUAAGUGUGGCUCCCACACCGGACAGUAUGCUUGCAUCUGUGAGAAGGGAUACUACGGCAAAGGCCUGCAGCACGAGUGUACAGCAUGUCCUCCUGGCACAUAUAAACCCGAGGGAACCCCAGGUGGUUCGAGUUCUUGCCUUCUCUGCCCUGACCGACAGCACACGUCUCAGCCAGGGAGCACCUCUCUCAGUGACUGUGUCUGUAAGCCUGGAUUCAAGCCACUGGAAAUGACCUGUCAACCGGUACACUGUCCUCCUCUGUAUCCUCCUGAACAUGCUUUCUUCGUCCAGAAUGUGUGCAACAAUAAUUACGAUGCAGCCUGCGGUGUGCAGUGUCAGCAGGGUUAUGUCCUUCAGGGAACCAGCAUCAGGCUGUGUCAGGCUGACGGCACCUGGUCCGGGACACCUGCCUCCUGCCAUGUCCGUUCCUGUCCAUCCCUGUCCCGACCUCAACACGGCUUCCUGAAAUGUUCUAAAGGUGGCGCCUCCUAUGGGGUGGAAUGUCAUGUGGGCUGUGAUCGUGGUUUUCGGCUGGAAGGGGAAUCCAAGCUUGUAUGCCAGGCUAACUCUCAGUGGAAUGGGACUUUGCCCCGAUGUGUGGAGGUGCGCUGUCCACCUAUUGUGAACCUGAAAAACAUUGUGGUGUCGCCCCCUGCUUGUGGUAAGAGAGCUUUGCCAUCAGGGGCCGUCUGUCUUCUCACAUGUCGCCAAGGAUUCAGCCUCAAGGGAAACAGGAGAGCUGUGUGCCUGAGUUCUGGCAACUGGAGCGCCAAUGUCUUCAAAGCUCACUGUUUAGACACCGAGCCUCCUUGGGUCCAGUGUCCAGAUGAUAUUGUUGCAGAGACAGAUGAGCGCCGUAACACUGCUGUUGUCAGCUGGAAUCUACCUACGGCACUGGAUAACUCUAAGGACGAGGUGUCUGUACAAGUAAAGCCUGUGUACACUCCUCCACAACUGCUUCCAAUUGGAAUAGAAACCAUUACCUAUCUUGCUACCGAUCGCUCUGGUAAUCAAGCAAACUGCUCCUUUACGGUCACUGUUAUUGAUACGGAUCCCCCGGUUAUAGACAGGUGCAGGUCACCGCCUCCAGUCCAAGCCACAGACACAGAGACAGCAGUGGUUUGGGAAGUGCCACAGUUUUCUGACAACUCAGAGGUUCAAUCAAUGUACUUGGAAGCCAAGAGUGAGACUGAUGUGGGAUACAGUGUCCCUUCUUCUGAGGCCACCCUUGUACCCUCAGCGGGCCGUUUAACAGUGACCAGUACUCACACUCCUGGUUCUUUGUUUCCUGAUGGAGAGACUCUGGUUCAGUACACAGCCACUGAUGCUGCUGGGAACAGUCGCAUUUGUAACCUAACUGUAACUGUACAAGGGACAAACUGUGACCAGCCGUACAUGCCGAUGAAUGGGGAAUUUUUGUGCUCUGAAGAAGAGACGGGGGUCCGCUGUACUCUUCAGUGUAAAGAGGGCUACAGCCUUACUCAGGCAGCAGUGCACAGUUACUUCUGUGCCUACAAUGGUGUGUGGCAACCCCCCUCCUCUUCAGACCGGCCCGACUGUUCAGUGAACCGUGUGGCAAACAAUGGAUAUAAGCCAUUUGAGAUGUUGUUCAAAGCCACUCGCUGUGAUGAGCUAGAGCUGGUGAAGUCAUUUGCUGGGGAGUUCAACAUUAAACUAGAAAGCUUGCUCCCAAACCUCUGCAGCAGUGAUGACGUCACAUGCAAGCUCGAAGUGAUGUCACAGGGAAACUGUCUGGAGUAUAAUUAUGACUAUGAGAAUGGCUUUUCAAUUGCUCCAGGAGGCUGGAGUUCCCAGGGUAAUCAGGAUUAUUCCUACUUUGAAUCAGGCUUUGCUACAGAUACGAGACAGCUGCCCAGUCGAAGCAAAGGCAGCAGCGUGUCAACUCACCAUCGAACCAAGAGACACAGAAGAAUCAGAGGGCCCACGCGUGAUCAAAAGAUUCAAAUAUUCUUCAAUAUCACAGCAAGCAUUCCUCUGCCUCUGUCAAGGAAUGAUUCCACAGAGGUAGCCAAUCAGAAAAGACUGCUUCGGACCCUUGAACAACUUACCAACAGACUGAAGCGAACCUUGGCCAAGCAGCCACUGUCCAAUUUUCAUCUGUCGUCCCAAAUGAUUGUUGCUGAUCCGAAAUCAAUUGAAAGCAGGAGGGCGUCCCUGUUUUGUCGGCCUGGUUCUGUUCUCAGAGGCAGAAUGUGUGUCCAGUGUCCAGUUGGCACCUACUUUUCUCUUGAAUAUAAUGAAUGUGAAAGCUGCUGGCUGGGGUCAUACCAAGACGAAGAGGGCCAGCUGGAGUGUAAGUCCUGCCCUGAAGGAUUGUCUACAGCAUAUCUCCAUUCUCGCAGCGAGUCCGAAUGCAAAGGGCAAUGUAAACCUGGCAGCCACUCUUUAAAUGGACUGGAGAUCUGUGAGUCCUGCCCACUGGGACAUUUCCAGCCUGGGUAUGGGGCGAGGGAAUGUCUUCUCUGUCCUGAUAAGACCUCAACAGUGACCAGGGGAGCACUGGACGCAGAAGAGUGCGGAGUUCCUUGUUCACCUGGUCAUUUCUCACGGACUGGGUUGGUUCCUUGUUAUCCGUGCCCAAGAGAUUACUAUCAACCGGACCAUGGGCGUUCAUACUGCCUCUCCUGCCCUUUUUAUGGGACUACUACAAACACGGGAACAACAACCAUUCAGCUUUGCUCUAGCUUUAGCUCAAGUUUUCUUCCAAAGGAGGAGAGUGUGACAGCUGCUCCGGUUGUGGAGGUUGUCGAGGACUACCAAGCCAGCAGUCAGGUUUUCCAUGAAUGCUUUCUGAAUCCUUGCCAGAAUAAGGGCACAUGUGAGGAAAUUGGAGCUGGAUAUGUCUGCACCUGUAUGCCAGGAUUUUCAGGUGCUAAAUGCGAGGUUGACAUUGAUGAAUGUGAUUCUACUCCUUGUCAAAAUGGAGGUCUGUGUAAAGAUGGUCUGGGAGGCUUCCAGUGUCAGUGCCAGGCUGGAUUUCUAGGGUCUUUAUGCGAAGCUGAAGUCAAUGAGUGUUCGUCGUCUCCCUGUUUAAAUGAUGGAAUCUGUGUGGAUGAAGUCAAUAGAUAUACAUGUAGUUGUAGAGAUGGCUUUACAGGGUCCCGUUGUGAGCUUGAAAUCGAUGAAUGCCUUUCGAAUCCAUGUUUGAAUGGAGGGGUUUGUGAAGACCUGACUGAAGGCUACACAUGCGAAUGUGCUGUUGGGUUUUCAGGAAGUCAAUGUAAGACUAACAUUGAUGAAUGUGACAGUUCCCCGUGUUUCAAUGGCGGCUCGUGUCUGGAUGAAGUUAACAACUUUAGGUGCCAGUGCGUUGAAGGAUACAUGGGCAGACUCUGUGAAGUGGAUGUGAAUGAGUGUGACCCUAACCCUUGUUUGAAUGGAGCUAAUUGUUUCGAUGGCCUGGGCUCCUACAUCUGCCGCUGUCUCCCUGGGUUCAACGGAACCAGGUGUGAGACAGAAAUGUCAUCUGCUUUCAACCUUGACUUUGAGGUUUCUGGUAUCCAUGGAUACGUAAUGAUGGAUGGCAUCAUGCCAGCAUUGACAGAGGUCACUUGCUCUUUUUGGAUGAAAUCCUCAGACACAACCAAUUAUGGCACACCCAUCUCUUAUGCAGUGGAAGGCAGUGAUAAUGCUUUUCUACUAAUAGACUAUAAUGGAUGGGUACUAUAUGUAAAUGGAAAGGAGCGGAUCACGGACUGCCCUGCGGUUAACACUGGUCAGUGGUACCACAUUGGAGUGUCAUGGAGGAGCUGGGACGGUGACUGGAGAAUUUACAUUAAUGGAAAGCCUUCAGAUGGAGGCAAAGGCCUGUCUGUUGGCUCCACUAUCCCAGGUGGUGGGGCACUGGUAUUAGGCCAGGACCAGGACCAAAGAGGUGAUGGCUUUAAUCCUGUCGAGUCCUUUGUUGGAUCCAUCAGCCAGCUCAACAUCUGGGACAGGGUUCUUACGCCCCAGCAGAUUAAGGUCCUGUCCAGCAGCUGCCCAGCCUCUCGUGUGAUGCACAGAGGCAACGUACUUGCCUGGCCAGACUUCCUUAAAGGAGUUGUGGGACGUGUUAAAGUCAACCAGAACAGCAUUUUCUGUGCUGACUGCCCACAGUUGGAGAAUGCUGUGCCUCACCUGCACGUGUCCACUGUGGAGGUCAGUCCUGGGGCUCAGGUGCAGCUGUCCUGUGAUCCCGGCUUCUACCUGGUGGGGGAGCCUGUGCUGCAGUGCCAAAACAAAGGCGAGUGGAGCCAUCAAGUGGCCACUUGUGAAAGAGUUGCUUGUGAAUCUCCUCGCCCACUGGAGAAUGGGUUAUUCAAGGGCACAGACUUCCACGCUGGCAGUUCUGUCAUGUACCAAUGUAACACUGGUUUUUACCUUUUGGGAGAUGCAAAGAUGCACUGCGCUAACAACGGAAAGUGGGGAGGAAAUCAACCCUCUUGUCUUGAUGUGGAUGAGUGCGCUCUGGGGUCUGACUGUGAUGACCAUGCCAGAUGUCAAAAUACAGAGGGUUCAUAUAUCUGUUCUUGUAUCCAUCCCUACAGUGGGGAUGGCAAGAACUGUACUGAGCCAGUUAAAUGUGAAGACCCGGGUGCUCCAGUCAAUGGCCGCCGAGAAAGUAGCAACUUCCUGAUGGGCAGCGAAAGCGUCUUUGGCUGUGAUAAUGGAUAUGAGCUCAUUGGGGCAGCUCGUCUAAAGUGCCUCGAAACAGGAGACUGGGAUAACAUGCGCCCAUAUUGCAGAGCUCUCUCCUGCCCAACACCAAAUGUUCCAGAAAACUCCAUUAUGACAGGAAAUAAUUUUACCUAUGGAAGCAAGGUAACAUUCAGUUGUAAAGAGGGCUAUUUGCCUCAGAUACCCUAUGACUUCCAAUGUCUUGCAACUCAAAGAUGGAGUGGGUCUCCUCCCAUUUGUCAUCCAGUUAUGUGUGGAGGACCACCGACUGUUGCGAAUGCUGGCUACAGGUUGAACUCAAACACUUAUAUGUCAACUGUGACGUACACUUGUUUCGAGGGAUACAGACCACAGGGCUCAAUGGAGGUGGUCUGUGAAGUGUCAGGAGAAUGGAGCAGACCUGUCCCUAGGUGUGUCAGUGUAGAGUGUGGGGAACCGCCGGCUUUAGAUGAUGCUGAGACUGUCGGAGAGAACUAUGAAGUGGGAAACCGAGUGUUCUAUCGCUGCAAAGAAGGAUACACCCUGAUCGGCUCCGAGACAAGAGAGUGUCUUCCUGGUGGUCAGUGGAGUGACAGUUCUGCUCAAUGUGUGCCCCGCUCCUGUGGCCCCCCGCCAGACAUUGAGUAUGCAGAGCCCUACGAGAGUCAUCAGCUGUUCGGAGACACUGCUAACUACUACUGCACGGAUGGAUAUACUGCUAGUAACAACUCCAAAAUGAUCUGCAAUGCUCAAGGUGUGUGGGUGCCUCCAGAUGGGAUGGAGCCCCCACUUUGUACAGCCAACUUCUGCCUUCGACCUCCUGACCUACCACAUGCAAUUUUUGAUUCAAUCAGCAAGCCUAAGUAUGCAAGCAGCAUAGAAGUGAGCUACAAGUGUGAGGAGGGCUUUAUGCUGAGUAACAUUGGGACUUUGAGGUGCCUGAUGGGCGGCCAGUGGGAGCCUUCACCUGAUCAUGUCAGCUGUGUACCAGUGAGGUGCUCCAGGCCAGAAAGCAUUGAUCGAGGCUAUGUGAUUGGGACAAAUUACAGCUUUGGAGCCGUGGUUGCUUACAGCUGUGACAAAGGCUUUAUGAUCCGAGGAGAAAAGAAACGGACAUGUAAAGCAGAUGGAGAGUGGGAAGGGGUUUUGCCCGCAUGUGUGGCAGUGUCCUGCUCCACCCCACCUUUAUUAAAGAAUGGAUACAUUCAGGCCAGAGGGAGAUUUACCUUCAACAGCAAAGUGACAUAUGCCUGCAAUGCUGGCUAUAAACUGGUCGGCCGUCCUGAUCGGGUCUGCCAAGCUAACCACCAGUGGUCUAACAAUGACCCUCCAGCAUGUGUCCUCUUGACCUGCGACCAUCCUCCUGAUAUUUUUCAUGGUUAUUUCAGAGGAUCUGAGUUCCAAGUGGGGCGGAAAGUGGAAUAUGUUUGUGAUGAGGGCUAUGAGUUGAUAGGGGAUCCUAUCUGGACCUGUCUGAAGUACGGCAGGUGGGACAAAAAGAAUAAACCUGUCUGCUCACCCGUGCAGUGUCCAGAGCCCCCACUGGAGGAAAACCACCUGGUUUUGACGGGACUUGACACAGAGACAGGAACAGUGGAGUUGUCCUGUGAAGAGGGCUACAGCCUAGAAGGGUUUCAGUUGGUUGGGCAAGAUCACCUCACGUGUGAAGAUGCGGGGUGGUCAAGUUCUGUUCCUGUCUGUGUGCCUUCCGACUGUGGUCUUCCUCCUCAUAUUGACUUUGGUGAAUACGUGCGUGUGUCUGAACAGAGUGACACAGAUAUGUCUUCCCCAAUGGACUUAAGCUUCCUGCAUGGGACUCUAAUAGAGUACGGUUGCCUGAAGGGUUAUGACCUCACCAGCAGCACUAGGCUAGUAUGUCAGGAGAAUGGGAGCUGGAACGGUACUGCACCUUUAUGUGUCCCAGCAGAGUGUCAGAGUCCUUUUAGUCCAGAACAUGGCUGGGUCAAUGUGACUGACACCUCUGUGGGCAGUAUGGCCACAUACUAUUGUGUGAAGGGCUAUGAGCUGAAGGGAGACUCUGUGAGACACUGCGUUUCUGGAGCUCUUUGGACGAGUGACGCACCAGAGUGUUUGCCUGUGUCCUGCAGAAACCCAGGGCCUUUAGAAAAUGGCACUGUGCAUGGAGAAGGCUUUGAGUACCCAAAGUCUCUGCGUUAUGAGUGUCAUCCCGGUUUUCUGCUCAAAGGUUCCGCCACUAUGAACUGUCAGGCUGAUCAAAAUUGUGACCCUCCUCAAGACAUCAGCCAUGGCUUUGUGAAUGGCUCCAGUUUCAACUAUGAUGAUGUUGUGGAGUACGUCUGUUUUGAAGGGUAUGAAGUGGUUGGCAAUCCUACCUUACGCUGUUCUGUGCAUGGUGUGUGGUUGGGCAGCGUUCCCCAGUGUCAGCCAUGUCUCUGCCCUCCUCCUGUUCUAAAAUACGGAGUGGUUCUGGGACGUGAUCAUGCCUGUGGAGGUAGUGUGCACUAUCAGUGUGAUGAAGGCUAUAAGCUGCUGGGUCCCUCUCAGGCCUUGUGUGAGAAAGGAGGUGUGUGGAGCCCAGGGAUUCCUGUGUGUAGCCGUGGCAGGUGUAGUGUUGCCCCGCCAACAGUUCUUAAUGCCCUCCUUCAGGGGAGAAGUGGCUCCUAUCCAGAUACUGUCAUGUACAAGUGUCGCCCUGGUUACCAGAUGAAGGGCAGCAUACAGGUCUCGUGUGGGAGAGAUGGCCGAUGGGGUGAGCCCAGAAUGAGCUGUGAGCCAAUAAACUGUGGAAAACCUCCUCAUGUGGCACAUGCAUAUAUUACUGGAGACAAUUACACAUUUUUAAGCCAAGUCACCUACAGGUGUGAACAGGGAUAUGAGCCAGAGACACAAACGACCUCUAUCACCUGCACAAGUGAUGGGACAUGGUCGAAACGCAGCAUCUGGUGUCGCCCUUCUCCUUGCCCUCUCCCUACCAAUAUUCCUGUUCCCAAUUUAAUCAUUACUGGGAAAAAAUUCACUCCUGUAGGAGCCACCACUUCUUUGACCUGCUCCACUGGGUUCUACCUGCAAGGAUCCCCACAAACUGAGUGUCAGCUGGGUGGAAACUGGUCUCCAAGCAUAAAUUCUGUUUCAUGUGAACCUGUGGUGUGUCCCAAACCACCUCCAAUUCUCCAUGGCAUCACUGAGGGGGUCAGCUUCAACUAUGGAGACAAAGUCUUUUACACUUGUUUUCCUGGAUUCCACAUGAAGGGAAAUUCUAGCCAGACCUGCAGAGAAGACCGAACAUGGAGUGGCACCCAGCCUGUGUGUGUUGCUCAAAACUGUGGCCCUCCUCCCAUUGUGACAAAUGCAACUGUGCACACAACAGGGGACACUUACCUACACAAUGUUAGCUACCAGUGCAAUGCUGGAUUGUAUCUUACCGGCUCCAAAACUCUCACUUGCCUCGCUAAUGGCACUUGGAGCCUUCCUGUUCCUUCAUGUGAAGUCAUUAAGGGCUGCUACAGUCCCAGAUUGUUUCCUCACGGCAAAGUGCAAGAGCACAGUUUGAACACAGGGCGCGCAGUGGAGUUUCAGUGUGACAAAGGCUACCUUCUGAUCGGGGAAAGCCUGGUCGUGUGCAUGGGAGGCAACACAUGGAGUUCAAACUUUCCCACCUGUCAACCAAAGCUCUGUCAGGCUCCUCCAGGCUGGAGAGAGCCCGCCUCAAACAACGGCUCCAAGCAGGAGUUCCAUGUGGGGCAGCCAGUGCAGGUGACAUGUCCUAAAGGUCAACAGGUCAAAGGCAGCGGCACCAUCACAUGUCGAUCUGACCUGAGCUGGAGUCCCCUCAGCUCUGUGUGUGAAAGGGUGUCCUGUGGCCCCCCUCUCCAUGUGGCCAAUGGGGUAGUGCGGGGGGCAGUGUUCCAGUUCGGGGAUGUGGCAGUGUAUUCGUGCUUUGGGGGCUACAUCAUGGAGGGCAUAGGACGGAGCAGGUGUCUGGAGAACGGCUCCUGGACGCCCCCUCCCACAUGCAGAGCGGUGUGUUGGUUGCAGUGCCAAAAUGGAGGGUUCUGUCAGCGACCAAACACCUGCUAUUGUCCAGAGGGAUGGAUGGGACGACUUUGUGAGGAGCCCAUUUGCAUCCUGCCCUGCUUGAAUGGAGGCCGCUGUGUUGCUCCAUACCAGUGUGAGUGUUCUGUGGGAUGGACUGGCUCACGGUGUCACACUGCGUUGUGUUCAUCCCCAUGUUUGAACGGAGGCAGGUGCAUCAGACCCAACAGGUGCCACUGCAGCCCGGGAUGGAGUGGACACGAUUGCUCCAGGUAA
This is a messenger RNA of Knipowitschia caucasica, 9516 nucleotides long. Lineage: Eukaryota; Metazoa; Chordata; Actinopteri; Gobiiformes; Gobiidae. The record is from the annotation of a GenBank genome assembly.